This is a messenger RNA of Dendrobium catenatum, 1701 nucleotides long. RefSeq names its product aminoacyl tRNA synthase complex-interacting multifunctional protein 1. The transcript has 12 exons. The record is from RefSeq and is a predicted model, not a curated record. Lineage: Eukaryota; Viridiplantae; Streptophyta; Magnoliopsida; Asparagales; Orchidaceae. Bases 138 to 1385 code for a protein of 415 amino acids. Gene Ontology annotation, molecular function: tRNA binding.
AUCAUUUAUCGAAAUCUAACCUUGCUAAAACGACCGUAUACUUGUUCUGUUCCUCUAGGGCGAUUCCGAGGCCAAGGCCUAUGAUCCUGUUGGUUCCAUCCGCCGUUGUUUGUGUGAAGUGAGAAAAGACAUCGGACAUGGAGGUCAAUAGCUCUGAAGGAUUCACUUCCAGGAGGAACAAGGCCAUCGUGCACGCUCUUUGCAAGCGGCUUCUCCUCGAUCCGGAGAAUUUAUUUAGCGAGAGUGCUGGGACUUGUGACAUUCCACACUUAAUCUCAAACAUUUUCCAGUCAUCAGCAAAUGAUACUUCUUUCUCAAAGAAUCAAGAUGAGGUGAUGAAGUGGGCAACCUUUGCUAAUAAUGUACCUGAUAAAAAAGAUGCUUAUCACGCUGCUCUUAAAGAUUUGAAUGAAGAUUUAGUCCAGAAAUCGGUUCUUUUGGGAGGAUUAAAACCCUCAGUAGCUGAUAUUAUUGUUUUUUCAGCUCUGCAUGAUUUUGUGAGUCACAUUUCUAAUAAAGAAGCACAAAACUACCCACACGUGAUCAGAUGGAUGGACUAUAUCCAGAACAAUGAAGAUUUUGGUGGAGUUUUUGAUAUGAUUGUGGUCAACAAAGCCCCAUUUGAACAUUUUUGCUCAAUAGACACAUUAGAUGCCAACCAGACCGCCAAAAAAAUGUCUCAGACCACAAAAUCUGUGGAGAAGUCAGAAGGAAACAUGAAUUUGAAGAAAGAUCUUCCAGAGAAAAAAGCACCUGUUGAUGAUAAAGCCUCAAUUGAUUCAAAUAAGGUCAUUAAAGCCGCUGUUGUGAAAGCUGCUACAGAAUCAACUAAGAAAAACACAGAGGAGAAAAAGAAGCCUUCAGAGAAGGAGUACUCUGAAAAGGAUAUAGAAUGCUCUAUUACUAUUCUUAAUGUACAGGUAGGUCUUAUUCGCAAGGCAUGGAAGCAUCCGUCUGCAGACAGUUUGCUUGUUGAAGAGAUAGAUUUGGGAGAUAAUAACCAACGCCAAGUAGUUAGCGGACUUGCCAAGUAUUAUAGUCCAGAUGACCUAAUUAACCGCCGUGUGGUUUUAAUCACAAAUGUGAAGCCCGGGAAAUUGCGAGAGGUGAUGUCCUCUGGAUUGGUUCUUUGUGCUUCAAAUCAAGAAAAUACAGCUGUAGAGCCCUUAAUUCCCCCAGAAGGAGCCAAAAUUGGGGAACGUGUUUCUUUUUCAGGAUUUGAUGGGAAGCCAGAAGAUGUUCUAAACCCAAAGAAGAAACAGUUGGAAAAGAUUACCCCGCAUUUAUACACUGAUGAGAAGGGUGUGGCAACAUACAAAGGGAUACCUUUCAUGACUUCUUCUGGGCCUUGCACAUCUUCCAUUACUAAUGCAACCAUCAAAUGAUCAUACGAUAUUUCCAGGCAAGAUCCAACCUGUGUUCAUUAAAAGGUGCUCCAUUACUUACAAACAGUUUAUCAAGAAGUUGAUGAUCUUACAUGUAUUGGCAUUUUUUUUUGGAUUGUUGAGGCUGAAUUCAUAAAAAUCAUAUUAAUUUAGAAAAAUCACAGUGAAUUCAAUCUCAGUCAUCUAAAAUAGAUCGCAAGGCUGAGAUGUGUUCAAGAGUUUUGUGUAUUUCAAAGUAAAUUUUCUCCUACAAGUUUGCAAAACUGAUAUUUGAAUAUUUGAUAGUGAUUGAUAUGUUUACCAUUGUUUCUUGUUA